UUAGGCUUUUGUCAGAGCAGAUUUGUUGACAUUCUUCUCCCAUUAAAAAAUAAAUUUAAAAGAGUGCAGAAAUAAGCUAUGCAUUUUCACUAUUUCCUGCUAAUAUGCAAAAAAUGUAUUUAUGAUAAUUACACGUAGUGUGUGCCAGAACUGAAACAAUACAUUCCUCAUAAUGGAGCAUAAAUAAAGAAGGUGGAGCCAGCUGCUCUUAAACUGUUUAUUUGCGAAGCAGUAAUGAUAUAGAGAAUAUACCUUUGUCACUCUGUUAGUCUGGCAGAGCUGAACCUGUUGCUGCAUUAGACGAGUUGCAUUUUGCUGGAUAGGGGAAGGAGGGCUGUCUGCUGUCUGGUAGGAGGGCUUUGUCUGUGCCUUUCUCUCUGUUUCUUUCUGUUUUUCUUUCUUUCUCUCUCCUCUCCUCUCCUCUCUCACUCGCUUGCUGUGUCUCUGCCUUUCUCUCUCUCUCUCUGAACCCCCUCCCUCUCUUGCUCUCUCUUCCCGUCUCUGUGGUUUGUAAGGUAGGUUGCAGUGUGUGUAUAUACACAACAUCAAGAGCAGGAAAAUGGACUCAUUAGGGAGGCAGGCAGUCAUUACCACUCACACUGUACUUCCAGGGAGACACCGAUUAUGAGAAGAGAAACUCAGCGCUGGGGAAGAAGCUACACAAAAAGAAGUGUUGACAGUUGUCCUGUGAGACUCUGAAGACUGAAGACUGCCUGAAGUUACAUUGAAAGACCGAAAUCACAGCACCUUAAAAACAAAAGAUUGAGCUGCACUGUGUUGUAAUAUUUCACCAUCAGUAACUGGAUAUUCUUCAUAACACUGCUGUCUGUGGCAAGAGUAGCAGUGGCUGGCACUUUCCCUCCACACUGUGAGACAAAGAGAAUUGGCUGGAAUAAAACCUUGCUUGCCAUAUGGUCAACUUGAAAUGCAGCAUUGAAAAGUUCCUUGACAAGCAGUCUGUGACCUGUCCCUUCUCUGUGUGAACCAUCUAGCUAUUACCCCAUAUCAAUUGCAAAUUGAGCCUUCCAGUCUAAACCUGGUUAGUAGGACAGCUUCACACACAGUCAUCCAGAUGAUGGACAUUGCCAUUCAAAGUUAAAUCACAAGGACGCUGAGGUGGAAGAUACAUUUUAUGCUCUGUUUUUGAGAUAUUGAAGGUGUUUUGAUUUACAGAUAUGCGAUCGCUCUCCAUUCCCUGCCCCAAUGAACAUCUGCACUAGGCCCCAACCUUGGAGUGAUUUACCUGAAGAGUGACACCACUGACUUGGAAACUACUACGUCUCUUACUGGAAACGCUAAACCCGGGAGUCUAACACCUCUCUUAGGCUUCAGAUGAGGAAACUGAAGCCCAGAGAGGUGAAGUGAGGUGCCCAAGGCCACACUGCAAGUUAGAGGCACAGCUAGUACAGUAGCUCAAGUCUCCUGACUCCCAGUCCAGUGCUCCUCCAUUACUCCACGGGUCCUGUCUCUAAGCUUCCUGACAAAUGCUAGAACGGAAGAAACCCAAGACAGCUGAAAACCAGAAGGCAUCUGAGGAGAAUGAGAUUACUCAGCCGGGUGGAUCCAGCGCCAAGCCGGGCCUUCCCUGCCUGAACUUUGAAGCUGUUUUGUCUCCAGACCCAGCCCUCAUCCACUCAACACAUUCACUGACAAACUCUCACGCUCACACCGGGUCAUCUGAUUGUGACAUCAGUUGCAAGGGGAUGACCGAGCGCAUUCACAGCAUCAAUCUUCACAACUUCAGCAAUUCCGUGCUCGAGACCCUCAACGAGCAGCGCAACCGUGGCCACUUCUGUGACGUGACGGUGCGCAUCCACGGGAGCAUGCUGCGCGCACACCGCUGCGUGCUGGCUGCCGGUAGCCCCUUCUUCCAGGACAAGCUGCUACUGGGCUACAGCGACAUCGAGAUCCCGUCGGUGGUGUCAGUGCAGUCGGUGCAAAAGCUCAUUGACUUCAUGUACAGCGGCGUGCUGCGCGUCUCGCAGUCGGAAGCUCUGCAGAUCCUCACGGCCGCCAGCAUCCUGCAGAUCAAAACAGUCAUUGACGAGUGCACGCGCAUCGUGUCACAGAAUGUGGGCGAAGUGUUCCCGGGGAUCCAAGACUCGGGGCAGGACACACCUCGGGGCACACCUGAGUCGGGCACAUCAGGCCAGAGCAGUGACACAGAGUCGGGCUAUUUGCAGAGCCACCCGCAGCACAGUGUGGACAGGAUCUACUCGGCGCUCUAUGCCUGUUCCAUGCAGAAUGGCAGCGGUGAACGCUCCUUCUACAGCGGUGCAGUGGUCAGCCACCAUGAAACAGCACUCGGCCUGCCGCGCGACCACCACAUGGAAGACCCCAGCUGGAUCACCCGCAUCCACGAGCGCUCACAGCAGAUGGAACGCUACCUGUCCACCACCCCUGAGACCACGCACUGCCGCAAGCAGCCGCGGCCAGUGCGCAUCCAGACCCUUGUGGGCAACAUCCACAUCAAGCAAGAGAUGGAAGAUGACUAUGACUACUACGGGCAGCCAAGGGUGCAGAUCCUGGAGCGCAAUGAAUCCGAGGAGUGCACGGAAGACACCGACCAGGCCGAGGGCACUGAGAGCGAGCCUAAAGGCGAGAGCUUCGACUCCGGUGUCAGCUCCUCCAUUGGUACUGAGCCUGAUUCAGUGGAGCAGCAGUUUGGGCCCACCACACGGGAUGGCCAAGCCGAGCCAGCCCAACCCGAGCAGGCCACCGAAGCCCCUGCUGAGGGCGGCCCACAGCAGAAUCAGCUAGAAACAGGGGCGUCCUCUCCUGAGAGAAGCAACGAGGUGGAUAUGGACAACACAGUCAUCACUGUCAGCAACAGCUCAGACAAGAGCGUCCUGCAGCAGCCUUCGGUCAAUACCUCUGUUGGGCAGCCAUUGCCAAGUACCCAGCUCUACUUACGCCAGACAGAAACCCUCACCAGCAAUCUAAGGAUGCCUCUGACCUUGACCAGCAACACACAGGUCAUUGGCACAGCUGGCAACACCUACCUGCCGGCCCUCUUCACUACCCAGCCUGCGGGCAGCGGCCCCAAGCCUUUCCUCUUCAGCCUGCCACAGCCUCUGGCAGGCCAGCAGACCCAGUUUGUGACAGUGUCCCAGCCAGGCCUGUCCACCUUUACUGCACAGCUGCCAGCGCCACAGCCCCUGGCCUCAUCGGCAGGCCACAGCACAGCCAGUGGGCAGGGCGAAAAAAAGCCUUAUGAGUGCACUCUCUGCAACAAGACUUUCACCGCCAAACAGAACUACGUCAAGCACAUGUUUGUACACACAGGUGAGAAGCCCCACCAAUGCAGCAUCUGUUGGCGCUCCUUCUCCUUAAAGGAUUACCUUAUCAAGCACAUGGUGACACACACAGGUGUGAGGGCAUACCAGUGCAGUAUCUGCAACAAGCGCUUCACCCAGAAGAGCUCGCUCAACGUGCACAUGCGCCUCCACCGGGGGGAGAAGUCCUACGAGUGCUACAUCUGCAAAAAGAAGUUCUCCCACAAGACCCUCCUGGAGCGACACGUGGCCCUGCAUAGUGCCAGCAAUGGGACCCCUCCCACAGGCACACCCCCGGGUGCUCGCGCUGGUCCCCCAGGCGUGGUGGCCUGCACGGAGGGGACCACUUACGUCUGCUCCGUCUGCCCAGCAAAAUUUGACCAAAUUGAGCAGUUCAACGACCACAUGAGGAUGCAUGUGUCUGAUGGAUAAGUAAUCUCUUUUUCUCUUUCUUAUGAACAAAACUACAAAAAAAAAAAAAAAAGGAAAAAGUAAGAAAAAGAAAAAAAAAGCUAUGGCACUAGAAUUUAAGAAAUGUUUUGGUUUCAUUUUUACUUUCUGUUUUUGUUUUUGUUUCAUUUCGUUUUGUACUACAUGAAGGACUGGUUUUUUGCCUGCUGGUACAUUACAUUUCUGGAGGCUCGGGUGAAUCAUAGUUUUCCCAGCCUCCAUCGGAUGGUGGCCUUAAGGCCUGGUAGUGCUUCAGGAGGUCCACUGGUUGGAUCUCUAGCUACUGGCCUCUAAAUACAACCCUUCUUUCCAAAAAACAAAAAAAACAAAACAAAAAAAAAAACAAAAAAAAAAGUCUUUUAAAAAAGUUAAAAAAAUUUUUUUUCACUUGUGAAGAGCACUACAAAAAUAUAUAACAAAAUCUGAAAGGCCUACUGUCUUUAAGUACACCGCUUGCAGUGUUUCAGUGGACAUUUUCACAAUGCUGGCCGCUUGGACUUGACAGUAAUCAGUCAAAACUGUGGAAUAUCCCUUCUGGUUGAAAACCCAGAGGAAAGGCCCUGCUGUUCUCCACCAACCACCUUGUCUGAUUUUACAAAAGGGCUGUGGGAGUGGGAGGGAGCAGUGGGUUUGGUGAUGUGGGAAAGAAAAUGGAAGGGUAAGCUUCUUCCGCAGAUUCUGCCUGAGGUCACACACCCUGGCCCACC
Molecule: messenger RNA, 4432 nt
Organism: Ochotona princeps (American pika)
Lineage: Eukaryota; Metazoa; Chordata; Mammalia; Lagomorpha; Ochotonidae
Gene: ZBTB20
Product: zinc finger and BTB domain containing 20
Exons: 14
Coding region: 1485-3707 (740 amino acids)
Biological process (GO): regulation of transcription by RNA polymerase II
Molecular function (GO): RNA polymerase II cis-regulatory region sequence-specific DNA binding; DNA-binding transcription factor activity, RNA polymerase II-specific; protein binding
Source: RefSeq, a predicted model, not a curated record